AAAAUUUCCGUGCUUGUUUGUUUUUGAUGGCAGUCGACUAGGUAUUUUAAAUUAAUUAAAAAUUGUUGAAAUAAUAACCCUAUUACAGAAUGGAUGAUGCGGAUAACAGUUCUUCCGACGAAUCAAUGGAACUUUUUCCCAUAGAUCACAAUCGUGAAGAGCUAGUAUUUAAAUAUGACGAUCCCUUUGUUAGUACUGGAGUUAUAAGAGCUGUUAUAGAAGGUGACAAAGAAAAGUUACAGGAUCUUUUAAAAGCAGGUAGAUCUAUCAACAUUAAUGAUAAUCAUGGGAAUACCCCAGUGCACAUUGCAGUAAUAAACAACAAUGUUACAAUUUUAAAGUUCAUAUUAGAAGUAAAGUCACUGCUUGUAAACUCUAGAAACUUUAAAGGAGAGACUGCUCUAUUUUUGGCAGUCAGAUAUCAAUUUACUGAUAUAGUAUUAUUAAUGUUACAAGCUGGGGCAAAUGUAAACUUACCAAACAAUGAAGAAGUUACUCCUUUACACAAUGCAUCAAACAACCCAGAAAUUGCACAUUUACUUAUAAAAAAUGGGGCAAAACUGGAUGUUAUUGAUUAUGGGGGUGAUACACCUUUAAAUGAGGCAGUCAGCAGUGGUUGCUUAGAAGUUGUUUGUAUGUUGUUAUAUUACAAUGCCGAUGCAAAUGCUUGCAGUGAUCACAAUCUCACACCAUUUAUGAAAGCUUUAAUUCGAGAAGAUAUAGAAAUUCAAAGAACAUUAUUUAACUAUGUAGAUGAUUUUAAUCAAAGAACACAAGAAGGAAUGCCUAUUUUGGCUUUGGCCCUUACUCAUGAAACCCUUUUUGUGGAGGAAAUUAUAAAUAGGGGGGCCAAUGUUAAUUACCACUUGGAUUUCAAAACUCCAUUUGAUGCCUUUCAGCUUUGCCUUCAAGUUCCUGAUGAAGAUAAAUUUAGAUUGAUUUGGAAUAAAUUUGUUUACCUUGAUUAUGAUAAAGAGAGUAUAUUAAGCAAGCUGUGUAAAGCUGAUUUGUCAAGUAAUAAUUUUACAGAAUAUUUAGACAUUAUUUUGAGUAGCUGUAAUUUAAUGACUGCCAUAUAUGCACCAGAAAAGGAUGACGAUAUAAAAUUACUUAUAACUACAAUGGUAAGACUCAUACUGCCAGUGGAUUACAUUAAUAACGUUAUUUACAUUUUGUGGUCUUAUGGAAAAAAUGUUACACCUGAAGACCUGGACUCUAUGUUCUAUUAUUUUGGGUAUUGUGAAUUAUUUAAAAUUGGGCUCCACAUGGACAUAAAAAAUAUUGGAUUUGAUGAAAAUUUUAAUUUUUUGCACCUUCUAUAUGAUCCACAAUUAAGCUUUAAAUCUUUUAUAAUAAUACUGAACAGAUACAUUGGUUUGUUUGACUUAAAUGUUAUGUUUAUAAACAGAAUGUCCAAAUUUAUGAGUAUUCCUCAGUUAACUAAUAUUCCAAAUUAUAAUCAUGUUGUACCUUGUUUAAAAGAUAUUGCUAGAAAUGUGGCCAGAGACUACAUUAUAGAAACCUAUAAUCUACAAACUUCCAGACAAUAUAUGACACAUGUAAAUCACAUGGAAACAUCACAAGUUUACAAAAAACUUUUAUCUUAUGAGACCCAGCUAUAUUAAAUGUUAUAUGAAUAGAAAUUAAAUUAUUAUGUUAAAGAGUUUAUGAUGUUAC
Brassicogethes aeneus is the source of this 1677-nucleotide messenger RNA. The record is from the annotation of a GenBank genome assembly. Lineage: Eukaryota; Metazoa; Arthropoda; Insecta; Coleoptera; Nitidulidae.